Molecule: messenger RNA, 1432 nt
Organism: Vicia villosa (hairy vetch)
Lineage: Eukaryota; Viridiplantae; Streptophyta; Magnoliopsida; Fabales; Fabaceae
Product: glutamine synthetase nodule isozyme-like
Exons: 11
Coding region: 108-1178 (356 amino acids)
Cellular component (GO): cytoplasm
Molecular function (GO): glutamine synthetase activity
Source: RefSeq, a predicted model, not a curated record
UUCUCCUUUCAUUGUUCAUUCAUUCAAUCGAAUCCAAUCGCAUCGAAUCCGAGGAUUCAUCCAACGAUCAAUACAGAUUCUUUUUUUUUCUUCACUUUUUCAAAACCAUGUCUCUUCUUACAGAUCUCAUCAACCUUGAUCUCUCAGACACCACCCAGAAAAUCAUCGCUGAAUACAUAUGGAUUGGUGGUUCUGGUUUGGACGUGAGGAGCAAAGCAAGGACUCUUCCUGGACCAGUUACUGACCCUUCACAGCUCCCCAAGUGGAACUUUGAUGGUUCCAGCACAGAACAAGCUCCUGGAAAAGAUAGUGAAGUUAUUUUAUACCCACAGGCCAUUUUUAAGGAUCCAUUCAGAAGGGGUAACCAUAUCUUGGUUAUGUGUGAUGUAUACACUCCUGCUGGAGAACCACUUCCCAGUAACAAACGACACGCAGCUGCCAAGAUUUUCAGCCAUCCUGAUGUUGUUGCUGAGGAAACAUGGUAUGGUAUUGAACAAGAAUACACCUUGUUGCAGAAAGACAUCAAUUGGCCUCUUGGUUGGCCAGCUGGUGGUUAUCCUGGACCUCAGGGACCAUACUAUUGUGGUAUUGGUGCUGACAAGGCUUUUGGCCGUGACAUUGUUGAUGCUCAUUACAAAGCCUGUCUUUUUGCCGGCAUCAACAUCAGUGGAAUCAAUGGAGAAGUCAUGCCUGGUCAGUGGGAAUUCCAAGUUGGUCCAUCAGUUGGUAUCUCUGCUGGGGACGAGAUUUGGGUUGCUCGUUACAUUUUGGAGAGGAUCACUGAGGUUGCUGAUGUGGUUCUUACCUUUGACCCUAAACCAAUUAAGGGUGAUUGGAAUGGUGCUGGUGCUCACACAAACUACAGCACCAAGUCUAUGAGAGAAGAAGGUGGAUAUGAAAUCAUCAAGAAAGCAAUCGAGAAGCUUGGGAAGAGGCACGCCGAGCACAUCGCUGCUUACGGAGAAGGCAACGAGCGUCGUUUGACAGGAAAACACGAAACAGCUGACAUUAAUACCUUCUCAUGGGGUGUUGCGAACCGCGGAGCUUCCGUUAGAGUCGGAAGGGACACAGAGAAAGAAGGGAAGGGUUAUUUUGAGGACAGGAGGCCAGCAUCUAACAUGGACCCAUAUGUUGUCACUGCCAUGAUUGCAGAGACUACCAUCCUCUCGAAACCAUAAGCUGCUACCAGUUCUACCACAAAAAAUUAUACCACAUUGUAUUGCAACAUUUGAGAGUCAUUGUUUGUUCCUCGUUGGAAUUUGGUUAUUGGUUUUUCUAGGACAUGCUUUGUGUUCUUGUUAUGGUUUGCUUCAUGUAUUUCAUUCUCUUGUUUUACUUUAAGUGUCACAAUAAUAAUGUAAUGGUUAUCAGUAAAAUAAUUAUUGUUGAUUAUGAUUAUUAAUAAAAAUGUACUACUAGUAUGAAUUGAAAA